UGGUAUUUCACUAUUAACCUAUUUAUUUAUAUUAAAAGAUGAAUAAUUUUUCAUUAUCAUUACUUAGAAAUAAUGAUCUAACUACUAAAACUACUUAUAUGAAUAUUAGUAGUUCUCAUCUAUAUGAUAAUUAUACUUAUUCAUGUAUUGAUCAUUAUCAAUGGUUAGAAUUAUUUCAUCAAUAUUAUCAACGUAUACAUGUUUAUUUAUGUUUAAUAUUAUGUCCAAUUGGUGUUAUAGCUAAUACAUUAAAUGUAAUUGUAUUAUGUCAAACACGUUUACGUAAUCCAACAAAUUUAUUAUUAACUGUAUUAGCUGUUAGUGAUGGUUUUGUAAUGUUUAUUUAUAUUAUAUUUGAUUAUUUUUAUUUAAUGACACCAAGAUUAAUUAUUGGUAUGUCGAAAUCAUAUGCUCAAUUAUUAUUAAUUAAUAUUGUAUUACAAAAUUUAUUUCAUACAUUCUCUGCAUGGAUUAUAGUUGCUGUAGCUAUAUUUCGUUUAAUUUAUAUUAAAACUGGUGUUCGAGCUGCUAUUUAUUGUAAUAUGUUUAAAGCAUGGAUUGUUAUUAUCAUAGUAUUAAUUAGUUCUAUAUUAUUAACUAUACCAUUUAUGAUUGCACAUCAAGUACGUAUUAAAACAAAUGAUCAUUUAUUAUUGAUCAAUUAUCAGAAUAUAAUCAAUAAUCAAUCAGAUACAAUUAGAUUCAAUCAUUCUAAUAAUAUAAUUAAUAAUCAAUCAGAUACAAUGAUAUUAUAUGAAGUUGAUUAUACAACUAAUAUAAAUUUAAGAAUAAUAUUAUUUUGGAAUUCAGCUAUACUUGUUAAAGCAUUACCAAUAUUAAUUAUGACAACAGUAAGUACAGCAUUAAUAUUAUCUAUAAGAGAAUCAGAGAAACGUUAUCGUAUAUUAAGAAGAUAUCAUCAUUGUAAAAAUUUUCAAAUGACAAUAGAAACUACACGGGUUGAAAGUUUUAUUCAUAAUAAUAAUAAUAAUAAUAAUAAUAAUAAUAAUAAUAAUAAUAAUGAGGAUAAUGAUAAAUCAAUGACAGUACAACGUUCAAAACACAAAUCCAGUUCACAUCCUGAAACGUAUUCUGGUGGACGUAGUGCAAAUCAAACUACAUAUAUGUUACUUACUAUUAUUAUGUUAUAUAUAUUUACAUAUUUACCACAAUCUGCAUUGUUAAUAUUAAACAAUUUUCAAGGUGGAUGUUUCAGUGCAACGGUUUAUGAAAGAUUAGGCGAUUUCUUGGAUUUUUUAACAUUAAUUAAUAAUGGAUUAAAUUUUAUUUUAUAUUGUGUUAUGUCAAGACAAUUUCGAUAUACAUUUUUACAAUUAUUUUGCCCAUUUCUCAAUUUAUAAGAUGCUUAUAAUGAAAAUGAUUAGGAAAAUGAUUGUAUAUAUACA
Molecule: messenger RNA, 1406 nt
Organism: Schistosoma intercalatum
Lineage: Eukaryota; Metazoa; Platyhelminthes; Trematoda; Strigeidida; Schistosomatidae
Source: the annotation of a GenBank genome assembly